AAUUGUUGAUGAAAUGCUGCUUAUUCGCCCCUCUCAAAGACUCGACAUAUAGUCUUACAUAUUGCCGCCGUAUAUUGGGGUGUUCGUCGUCUCGCCUUUGCCGACCCUGGCUGACGGGCCCUGGGAGAGUUCGCCGGCAGGCAGCGAGAAGGGUCUAGUAUAUAAAAGGGCGGGGGAAGACGUCCGUCGCAGCGGUGGAGAGAGCGUCGAAGCUGCCAUUUGUCCCUCUUAGCUCCUAGUUGUAGACUAGGAAUUGUGUCCUGCGGUAUCCGUGACAAUGCGCUAUCGUCUGCUGUCGACCCUCGUGGCUGCGGCUACUGUCGCCGCCGUCGAGACUGCUACCGAGACGUACGAAUACGUCGUCGUCGGAAGCGGCCCUGGCGGAGGCCCCCUGGCCUGUGACCUGGCGAGAGCCGGUUACAAGACUCUCUUGAUCGAGGCCGGAGGCGACGAGGGAGACAACCCGACGUACUCGGAGCUGGGCAACUUCCUCGAGGCGGCCAACGAUGAGGCGACGCGCUGGGACUUUUGGGUCAAGCACUCGGACGACCCGAAACGGGAGCUCGAGUUCAAGCACAUGACCUGGGACACGGGCGACGGCACCUUCUAUGUCGGCUUGAACCCGCCGGCGGGAGCGAAGCAGCUGGGGAUCCAGUAUCCGCGCGCGGCCGUGCUCGGAGGCUGCGCCAUGCACAACGGCGGCGUGUGCUCGCUGCCGCAAGACGAGGACUGGAACCUGAUCGUCAACGCCACGGGCGACACGAGCUGGGAGGCCAGCAAGAUGCGCCAGUACCUCAAGAAGAUUGAGAAGAACGACUACCUGCCGUCGGGCAACGCGGCCCACGGAUACACGGGCUGGCUGUCGACAUCGACCGGCGACGCGUCGUGGGCCAAGAACGACAGCCUCCCGGCGACCAAAAUACUGAAAAAGAUGGCCGAGCUGACGGGACAGAACCCGGCCGACGUGGCCAGCCUGGCCAACAGCGACAUCCUGGGGGCGUACGACAACAAGGACGACAUCACGUCCUUCUACAACAUGGUGCAGCACGCCGACAAGAACGGCAAGCGGUCGAGCCCCAACAACUACGUGCGGGCGACGUUGGCCGACCCCAAGAAGUACCCGCUGACGCUCAAGCUGCACACGCUGGCGACCAAGGUGCUCUUCGCCAACGCCACGGCGGCGGGCGGGCUGCCCAGGGCCAUCGGCGUCGAGGUCAUGGAGGGCGCGUCGCUGUACCGGGCGGACCCCAAGCACGUGCCGGGCACCAAGGGCAACACGACGCAGAUCCUGGCCAGCCGCGAGGUCAUCGUGUCUGGCGGCGCCUUCAACUCGCCGCAGCUGCUCAAGCUCAGCGGCAUCGGGCCGGCGGCGGAGCUGCAGAAGUUCGGCAUCCCCGUGAUCAAGGACCUGCUAGGGGUGGGCGAGAAGCUGGCCGACAACUACGAGGGGUCGCUGCUGGGGCUCGCGACGGAGCCCAUACAGGGCGCGGGCCUCAUCACCAUGAUGUUCCGCACGCCGUCGGCGCCGACCAAGAAGCGCAACAUCUUCACGUGGUGCGGGGUGCUGUCCUUCGAGGGCUUCUGGCCGGGGUUCCCGACCGACUACGGGCCGCACGAGUACGAGUGCGCCAUGGUGCACAUCGGGCCCAAGUCGCAGGCCGGGUCGGUGCGGCUGCUGUCGGCGGACCCGCAGGACGUGCCCGACAUCAACUUCCGCUUCUACGAGCACAACGGCGACGUCGACCUGCACGAGCUGGUCGAGGGCGGCAAGCUGCUGCGCGAGGCGUGGCAGGCGGCCGGCGCGCCGACCCUGCCCUUCAACGAGCUGCAUCCGUGCCCGGGGACGGCGGCCGGCGCCAACUGCUCCGACGCCGCGCAGGCCGAGUCGUACAAGACGCAGGCCUACUCGCACCACGCCACGUCGACGUGCGCCAUCGGCGGCGACAAGGACCCCAUGGCCGUGCUCGACUCAAAGUUCCGCGUCCGCGGCGUUGUCGGCCUGCGCGUCGUCGACGCCAGCUCCUUCCCCGUCGUCCCCGGCGCCUUCCCCAGCCUGCCCACCAUGAUGAUCAGCACCAAGGCCGCCGAAGACAUUAUUGCCGACGCGCAAAAGGCGGGCUAGACGCUGCCCGUAUCUUAGGUGCCUGUGGAUGUAUGACUGUGACGUAGGAAUACGCGAGGAACCACCUGGGAACGGAACAUGACUGUAGUGUAUAUAAAAAACGAAUCGAAAAAGUACGGAUAAGCCGUUAUUUGGAUUGUGCUGUGGAUAGGUAUUCGUGCCGCACGUAGCCUCACCUCACCGCCGUGUGUGCUGUGGAAUUCCUAGAACAU
This is a messenger RNA of Lasiosphaeria miniovina, 2334 nucleotides long. RefSeq lists its product as uncharacterized. The record is from RefSeq and is a predicted model, not a curated record. Gene Ontology annotation, molecular function: flavin adenine dinucleotide binding; oxidoreductase activity, acting on CH-OH group of donors. The transcript has 3 exons. The coding region runs from base 278 to 2122 and encodes 614 amino acids. Lineage: Eukaryota; Fungi; Ascomycota; Sordariomycetes; Sordariales; Lasiosphaeriaceae.